CGAUCUUUGGUGGGGGUUGUGUCAGUUCGAUGAUGCAGUUCAUUGUUCUCAGAAAUAAAUGAUAUAUAUCGCCAGAAUUUUGAAAAAUGUUUUAGGUCAUUCAGCGCUUAAAGUUUGACAUUUUUGUGUGAUAUUUUUAAUGAGGGUAAACGAGAGUUAUUAAUUUGCCAUGAUCGGCGAGUGACUUUCUAGAUAUCAUAGAGGAACGCCAAGAGUUUCAUCACAACAACCACGCAGUACUUUAGGUGAUUGGUGGGAUGAUACCUCAUGCAGGACCAUGUUGACACCUCUCCACCCAUUGUACUGUGUGGAAAUGGAGUUCAAACUGCAGCAUGGAUAGCCUGCAAGUGUCCCAGAGCCAGCCACAGCCACAGUCCCAGCAGGGGGGCAGGGCGACGACCACCAGCAGCCGGAGUGCGUCGCCCUCUCUAGCCCGGGUCCUGCAGCAGCAACAUGCAUCCAUUGGCAGUGACAGUGGCAGAGAUGUGACAAUGAGCAGCUCAAUUAAAGGCAGGCGCCGCUCGCCAGUGGCUGCGAGUGGUACUGGCAGUGGAAGCACUCGCCGUGGGGGCUCUGAUGGGGGUAUGCCUGCUGCUGCAGCUGCUGUGGGUGCAAGCACCAGCCCACAACCUUUUGCAGUUACAUCUGAUGAUACAUCAGCUGCCCUGACACCAUCUCAUCACCAUGAUGAGGAGACGGAGCUGUACCAUCCCUCUACAUCAAUGUUAUCCAAUGGUUCAUCAGAACAUGUAACAGCAGCACUGUCAGGUGAUGAAGUUGAUGGGCAUAGUAUGUCUGAUCUCUCAAGAACAAGAGCUGCCAUUGAACACAUGCAGUCCAAGAUUGGUCGGACAAAGGAAAUGAUUCGUGAUGAACAAACAACGCGAGAUGACAAUGUAAAUGAAUAUUUGAAACUAGCUGCCAAUGCUGAUAAGCACCAGCUACCAAGAAUCAAGGCAGUCUUUGAGAAGAAGAAUCAGAAAUCAGCUCAGUCCAUUUCACAACUGCAGAAAAAGUUGGAAAGUUAUAAUAAAAGGCUUCGAGAACUAGAGACGCAUGGUCUUUCCAGCUCUCAUAGGCAGCCACGGGAGGUGCUGCGUGACAUGGGGCAGGGACUGAAAAAUGUUGGUGGCAACAUUCGUGAUGGUAUCACAGGGUUUUCAGGAACUGUAAUGUCGAAACCAAGAGAAUUUGCACAUCUCAUUAAAAACAAAUUUGGAAGUGCGGAUAAUAUUAACCAGCUAGCACGAAAUGGUGACGGGAGCUCAGUGGAGGAUGAGAAAGCACACCAUGGAAGUGCAACUCUACCUGGUGGAUGCAGUUUAACAUCCACACAUGCCUCAUCGUUGCGAUUUCCUUCAGAUGAAAAUUCAGAGUGCAGCUCUGUGACCAGUGAGAGCUUACCUGCAGGAGGUGGUCACCAGUUGCCACAGUCUCCUCCUCCCCAUCAGCCUGCAGCACACCACACUCCGCAGGUUUCAUAUUCUAAUCUGGAAUCUAUCCUACAAGAGCUACAUGAGCGUGGUGAAGACUGUGAGCGGCUUCGUGAAGAGCUGGAAACAUUGAAGCAGUCACUGCAGCAGGAGGUGAGUUUCCUGAGCCAGGCAUUGACAGAGGAACGCUUCCGCAGUGAGCGUCUGGAGGAGCAAGUCAACGACCUCACUGAGCUGCACCAGAAUGAAGUGGAGAACCUGAAACAGGCGCUGGCUGACAUGGAGGAGAAGGUGCAAUACCAGAGUGAAGAACGACUCCGUGACAUCCACGACAUGCUAGACAGCUGCCAAACAAAGAUCUCAAAGAUGGAACACCAGCAGCAACAGCAACAGCAAUAUGUGACGCUCGAAGGACUGGACAACUCAAAUGCUCGGGCACUUGCAGUGAAGCUUAUCAAUGUACUGCUGACUGUCUUGCAGGUCAUUCUCCUUCUGGUUGCAACAGCUGCUGGCAUUGUCAUGCCAUUCUUGCGCACACGUUUACGCAUCCUGACAACAAUUAUUUUAGUUGGUGGAGUGGUGUUCGUACUGAAGCAGUGGCCAGAACUAAGGGAUGUCGGUAGCCAUCUGAUACGUCACUGGAAAGAAGCUUUGUCUGUGAAAUAGGAGAUUUAAAACUAGCAGCACCUCACUUGCUGCUUUUCGCCCUCACUGGUGCUACGAUGGAGGAUUGUCGAUGUUUGCAUCUGGACAGUCAGAGGAAUAGUACUGCAUUGCAUCACACUAUGCUUGCUUAGUUUGAAGAAUCUGGCUGUUUGUGUGACUGAGUGUACAUACUAUAUUUUUGUGUGUCAUUAUGUAAAGAUAUGCACAUUUUUAAGAAUUUUUAAUUAUUCUUUAGUGUGUGUGUGUGUGUGUGUGUGUGUGUGUGUGUGUGUGUGUGUGUGAGAGAGAGAGAGAGAGAGAGAGAGAGAGAGAGAGAGAGAGAGAGAGAGAGAACCAUUGAAAUUGAUCUCCUAUAAUUUUCUAUAGUAUUUGCAGUGGAAGCUGAAUUGUUUUCAUGUGGUCACUUGGCAGUCUGCAAAAGUGAACAUUCAGAUAAAUGAAGAGUAUUAAAAGCUGUCUUUCAGUUUAAAGCAAUGUGAUAAAUAAUACAAUGGCUUUCUCUGUAUAAGUGAAUCUCGUUAAAUAAGUUUAACAUUUUAUGCAGUAAAAAUUACACAAAGCACUUUCUGUUGCUAUUGCUACACCUUCAGUGAAUGAAGUUUUAAAAGCUUAAAAGGUAUUUAAGUAGUGAAACCAGAUUGAUUGUAAAACAUGUUCAAUUAUUUAAAUAUUUAUCUGUGUAUUUUUUAUUUAGUAAUUAUACUCUACUUAGAAAAUAUAUGAUUCAUGAUAUUUGUGUGUGUGUGUGUGUGUGUGUGUGUGUGUGUGUGUGUGUGUGUGGGCGCGAGAGAGAGAGAGAG
Molecule: messenger RNA, 2899 nt
Organism: Schistocerca piceifrons (Central American locust)
Lineage: Eukaryota; Metazoa; Arthropoda; Insecta; Orthoptera; Acrididae
Product: transmembrane and coiled-coil domains protein 2-like
Exons: 13
Coding region: 333-2099 (588 amino acids)
Cellular component (GO): endomembrane system
Source: RefSeq, a predicted model, not a curated record